Enterobius vermicularis (human pinworm) is the source of this 2669-nucleotide messenger RNA. NCBI's taxonomy places the organism in Eukaryota, Metazoa, Nematoda, Chromadorea, Rhabditida, Oxyuridae. The record is from the annotation of a GenBank genome assembly.
AUGCUCAAUGUAGCAUCACCAAUUACCUCAUGGCAACUGAUUGUCAUCAGUACUUUUACAUUAAUUUACAAAAAUUUUGCUUCUGAAUCAUCGCUGAAUGUUUUCCAGCAUUCUUUCUGUGAUGCAGAGAUUCAAACUAGACCUGAUCAAAUUUGGUGGUUAUCGCCAUUUAUACCACCAUGCUUACAUCCUGGGCAACCGGUAUUUACUAUUACAGACUCAAAUGCUGGACUUCCUGUGCAGUUCCGGUCUGAUGACUUAUCAGUAGAUCUGGAAGCACGUUUAGCCUUUACAAAGCGUCGAAUAUGUUUUUAUUCGACGUUUUGGGAUGUUGUGAUGAAAUUUCGAUGUCCAUACAGCAAUACAGCGCAAAUCCAUAAGCUGAGAAUCGGACAUCCAAUAUUUUCGAAGACGAAACGAAAAAAACGAUGGGUACGACGACGGAAUCCACUGAUCCCGUCGAUACAUUUUCAACAGGAACGUUACAUCACCGAAGUUCGCGAAGAUAUUCCAGUUGGUUCAUUGAUUGUGAAAGUUCAUGCUACACAUAUGAACAACGAAUCAAUUUACUAUUCAAUGUCUGCACCGGAGGAUUCACGUUCAACAAAUUCGUUUACAUUAGAUACUGUUACUGGUGAGAUCAGGUUGGCAAAAUUACUGGACCGAGAAACACUCGAUCGUCAUGUGUUAAAGGUAACUGCAUAUGAACGUCUCGAUUUAGCUGUGUCGUCCAGUUGUACAGUGCUUAUUGAUGUCAAAGAUGUUCAGGAUAAUACACCAACAUUUGAAAAAAAUUCUUAUUAUGCAGAAGUUCGUGAAGAUGCACCGAUUGGAACUACGGUGGUAUCAGUCUUUGCUCGAGAUCUUGACGCCGGAUUGAACGGUGAAAUUGAGUAUUCACUUACUGAUAAUCCAUCAUCAAAAUUCUUAAAAAUUGGCCGCACUACCGGUGUCAUACAAACAGCACGUGAAUUGGAUCGUGAAACGUUGGAUUUUUUGCGCUUUUCUGUUGUUGCAACCGAUAAGGGCGAUCCGCCGAUGAGCUCAGAUACUCUGGUAGAAAUUGCCGUUUUGGAUGUCAAUGACAAUGAGCCAAAAUUUGACUCGGAUGCGUUUAAUCUUACAAUUUUGGAGAAUAUUACAGUGCCAGCUGUUGUUUUUCAAGUGAAAGCCGUCGACCCAGAUCUGGGCUCCAAUGGUCAAAUCCACUACAGUAUUGUGACCUCAAGUUCAAGUGGUUUUUCAAUUGACUAUGAUAGCGGCGUUAUAACGCUGCAUGAAAGGCUGAACGCUGAGGCUAGUCCGGUAACAUUAUUAAUCAGAGCUAAAGAUUCGGGUCAACCAGCUUUGUCGAGUACCACAACUUGUACAAUACAUAUUAUCGACAUCAAUGAUCAUAGUCCACGUUUUGUAUCUUUACAACAGCAAGUAUUUGUUGAUGAGAAUGUUCCAAUUGGCCAUGAGAUUACACGCGUUUUUGCUGUGGACGAAGAUUCUGGUAAAAAUAGUGCAGUACGUUAUUCGCUGGAAAUGAUAGCGCCAAAUACUGAUGAUAAAGUUUUUGAAAUUGAUUCUGUAACUGGAAGUAUAAGAACAAAACAAGAGUUGGACAGAGAAACACGUGAUACUUAUAAGUUUAAAGUGAUAGCCAAAGAUGGCGGAGAAGUACCGUUAUCCUCGGUGGCUUCAAUUACUGUUCAUGUUCGGGAUGUUAACGAUAAUGCACCAUAUUUUGAACCAGCCUCGCUAAAUUUGACUUUCCCAGAAGAUACAGUCAAAGGAACAGCUUUGUACACAGUACGAGCAAUUGACCUCGACGAAGAUCAGAAGCUGAAAUAUCGUAUUGAGAAAAGCGACAGGAACAUUUUCGCGCUUAUCGAUCUCGGCGAACAGGGUGUUUUAUUGACACUGUCGAAUAGUUUUCGUAAAACCGAUGACGUUAUUAAAACCAUAAUUUCUGCCACAGAUUCGGGUGGGCUAAAAGGCAAAUGUACGAUCAAUUUCAUCGUUAAAGACGUUAAUGAACCUCCAUAUUUCCUGAUUCAUCCAUAUUCCAUUCAUAUUCCUGAAAAUUUGGACGUCGGUUCAAAAGUGCUGCAAUUAAGAGCAAAGGACAAUGAUCGCGGAGAAAACGCUCGAUUGACAUAUGCAAUAGACAGCACUGAUUUUGCCAUUGAUGAAAACAAAGGGCUUAUAUCGGUGGCAAAAAAAUUGGAUCGUGAAACCAAAAGUAGCUAUGUGUUAACAGUGAAUGCUGCAGAUCAAGGGAAACCACCGUUAAAAGCGGUGACAACUAUUGAAAUACUGCUUGAUGAUGGUAUAUUUCAUUUAAAGAAAAGAAACAUUUGUUUUUUAUUGAACGACAACGUACCACAGUUUAUUUCAAAUAAUUAUACAAUGUUAAUUCCGGAAGAUACACCAGUUGGAACAUCAUUUAUGCAAAUUGAAGCUCUUGAUGCAGAUUCUGGUAACAACGGUUUUGUUGACUAUGUUUUCAGUGAACAAAAUGAUCCGGAAUCUGUAAGCAGCUUCAAAUUGGAUAUGUCUUCUGGAACUUUGCGUGUUGACAAAAAACUUGACCGUGAACGCUUCGAAAGGUUUCUUUAUUUACCUAGCAUAUUACAGAUAUAUACAUUUAAGUUUCGCGACUAUUUCUGCUUCUACUGAAG